UCAGUUCUAGGGGACUGUAUAUAUUCAGAACAAAUGUAAAAUAAAUAGUUUGAUAGUUUAACGAACGAGAGAAAUAUCGAAAGAAAUCACCUGGUUGUCUUUAGAAAUACCAUAACAUCAUCAAAGAACCGUACAGCAAGAAUGAUUCGAAUAAGAUUUGAUCUUCGUGAAAUUAAAUGCAACGACGUUUCGCAAGAGUUUUUUAGAAUGAAGGUGCGUCUGUUCGCUAGCGUUUAGAUAAUAAUAAUAAGUUCCGAUUUGCCACACCUAUCAAUAUCGUAGCCUCGUUUUCUUGGUUCGCUCACACAUACAUCGACACUGUAACCGCUGAUAGAGCCGAAAUGGAUCGAUUCGAUAUUAACUCGCAGCUCGAAGCUAUCGGCUUUGGAAAGUUUCAAAUCGUGGCAAUAUUCGUUAUGGGCUAUAGACUUUUCUGCUAUGGAUCUACAAAUAGCCUUCUCGCCAUACUUGAACCGUACCUCCGUAAACACUGGCGUCUGAGUUACUUGACUUCAACAUGGCUUGUCCUUCCUGAAGUAUUAUCAAGCAUACCUGGAUCGAUCUUGCUUGGCAGAUUAGCAGACAUAUAUGGCAGAAGAAAGAUUUUGAUUCUGGUCCUUAUAUUUAAUUCUUACUUCUCUGCACUCUACUCGUUCUCUACUAACUUAUAUCUCAUGGUCAUAAUUCGAGGAUUUAUUGGUCUUGUAUCUUCAAGUAACGUGAUAGCAUAUACCUACCUACUAGAAAUUUUGCCACUUUCCCAGCGAAAAUAUUCGUCUUUGUUGCAUGUAACAUUUUUUGCUGGAACUGCUUAUGGGAUUUUCGCUGGUAGAAUCUCGAUAGAACACUUGACGUGGCGAUGGUUCGUCAUACUCUCCGAGGCAAUACCCCUUGCAGUGGGGGCAUGUUUGAUGUGUUUAGUUCCCGAAUCUACAAGAUACUUGCUGGUUUCUGGCCGGACUGACGAUGCAGAAGAUUCGCUGCAAAGGAUCGCCCGAAUCAAUGGCUUGGAGAAAGGAUAUAUUUCUUUGUUGGGAAGUAGCUCUGGUGGACAAUUCAGUGUUGAACAGAAAAAUGACGAAGAGGAUUUAUCUCCACUUGAGAUUGCGAAAAGAAUCAUUUUGGUUUCUUACAUACAGUUUUUAGGAUUUCUAUAUACAGCAACGUUGCGAUUUGGGGCGAUGCAGUUUGGUGAAAAUUCGGAUCUAAACAAAGAAACAUCAUGCUCAGUGGACUUCACUUACAAAUAUAUUUGGGCUUUGGAGAUUUCCGUCUUGCUUGCUGUUUUUACAUCGUACUUGUUGUUAGGGAAAUUCACAAGAAGACAGUCCUUUUACUUUCUGAUUACAUACCUAUCUUUGUGUAUUUUACCGUUGUAUUGGGAUAUUCGUGGUUGGCUCCUAACCAUCUUUAUGACCCUUUCAGGUUUAGGAUUUGCGGCUUUUAACACCAUUGUGUAUGUUUACGGGGCAGAACUUAUUCCAACAUCGACCAGGUCCUUCGGUUGUGGCAUUUCUGAAGCGGCUGGCCAAGCAGGGGCUUGCUUAGGACAGUUCAUAGCGCUUUAUGUCCAUCAAGUUAGCAUUCACUUGUCGUUCGGAAUUUUGCAUGGCUUUUCUGUAAUAGGUAUCUUACUCAUGCUUACCUUUUUCAAAGAGACUAAAGAAAAACAUUUGAAAUAGAAUUCUUAAGUGUGAGGAGGGUGUAGGGGUUUGUCGAUCUGCAGAGGUUGGGUAGUUUUGUACGCGGAUUUCACAUUUUUGGUUGUUUCAGAAUUUGACAGGAAAACCUAGCAGAUUCGCUACCCCUACACCCCGAUGUGACGUCAUUGGAAGAUCUAUUUUAAUAUCUUUUCCUUUGAAUACAUACUGUACAUAACGCCAUGAUAACACCAUAAAAUGCCUCUGAAUACGGAAAAUCAGGUUAAAAAUACCUAGCUGAUAUAUGGUCAAUGGAAGCUUUGACGUUUACUAUUUUGGUUCGCCUUUAUAUGAAAUUUAUGAACAGACAGAGAAAAAGUUACAGUGAUUUGAAAGACAAAAGCAUGCAUUUUUGUGGUAUUCAUUUAUGCUCGAGCAGGUUAUGUUAUGUAAAAUUGAAAUAUUCUGAACAAGAUUUUUGCAACGCUGUCAACGAUUCAUCUUUGAUUUGGCUAGUCCCAGGCUACUCGUCCCACGUGCAACAAAAUGAACGGAUAUCUGAUGCACCCUAUCGUUACGCUUAAGAGAAGUAAGAGAUGGGGCCAAAUGGCCGACGCUACAUUUACCGUAUAUCAGCGACCCUGUAAAGCUAAACAAUUAUUUACUCGGAAAGUUUUUGAUCUUGUCGGCAAUAUAACAUGGCUGUCUAUAUGUUAACAUUUUGUGAGAAACGAUAUCUACAACUGGAUAAAAAACGACUUCUUCUGUUGUCCUGAAUUAGAUAGAAACUUUUAUUGAAUAAAGUAUGAUACUUAAAAGUACCUUUUUCGAGGAGAAGCCCAAAAAGCUUCCAAAUAGUAUGGUUUAUAAUACUUUUAUGCUCUAUUUCAGUGCUAUUUUCAUAACAUGUUCAAUGAUUUUUUGAAAGAUAAAAAUUAUUGUUAGAUAUUUCUCUGAGAACCUGUUUUACAAAGGACUUUAUGUCUUUUUCAAUAAUGCAGAUUUAUCGGCUUGAAAUAAUUUCCAAAUUUGUCUGAUUUUUAUUAAUACAGGGGCUGUUCUCGCUUCGAUUACCGUAGCAAUUGAGUGUUCCUUCUCACGAAAGGUCUCGACAUAGAAUUCCUUUCAUUAUCUUCAUUUAUUGCUUUACAUUAUGUUAGUUUUUAUCUAGUUUAUUGAAUAACAAAAUUAUGUUAGCUCAAUUUUCUGUAUGUUUAUAUCAUGUGAAAUUUAAAAUAUACGAACUGAACUGAACUUCCUGCAAAUUUUUCGAUCAACGCCACUGGGAGUAGUUUCAUGGGUGAUCAGUGUACUUUUUGGACCUUUCCUCUAAUACUUUGAUGUCGUCAAUUUUCGGUCGUUUGCAUCAUAGAGAAUGUCCUUAUUUCAUUAACUUUCGUUUUGCGCAAACUUUUUUAUUUGACAGUUCAAAAGAUUUUAGGAUAUUCUGUAUCCAAUUAUCUUUGAUACUGCUUAACACAUCGAGGUAGUAUUUGGCACAGUGACAACCUAUGGUAGCCAGGGUGGGAAGUUUUAGGGGCAAGGAUGAGCCCUGUAUCAGGGUGUCUGGGUUGAUAGACGUAGGAGCCAGGGGGCACGUGCUCCCCCCCCCAUUUUUCACAAAAAUUGAUAAGUACUUACUUGCAGCUUACAAAGGUGCACCUUCUCUGAGUACGUGUGCCCCUCCACUUUUGAAUUGCUUCUUACGUCUAUGUCAAAGGUCUUACUCUGGUGUAUUUUUGCCGGCUAAACCCUAAAAAUGCAGGAAAACACCCCUCUUGUGACUGUUUUUGAAAUAGGUUGUAUAAAAAAUGUAUUUGAAAUAUCAUCAGUACCCGACAUACAAUAGGCAAUGACCAUGAUGAUGAUUGCAGUGAAGUUGCUUGGCAGUUGAAUCAUGCACUUGGUGAUGGAAGCAUGAAAUUUGAUAGAAAAACACAAUUUGAUAUAAUGAAUAAGAAGAGAUGCAGACCCGACUUUGAAAAUGCCCCCAAAAGCUAACUUUUACUAGGGCACUUGUACCCAGUCCUCUUUUGGGUCUUGCUCUUUAUCUUGUAAAUUACAUCAAGUAUCAAAAAUUUCGAUGGGAUUUAUAUUCGGUGAAGCAGGGUAGCCGAAAAUUAAUCCCACCGAAUUUUUUCGAAACUGAAAUUGUUUCUUACCGAGAUUCCCAAACGCUGAAAGAAACUUGUUUUACACCGAUUGAUUUUCAAAUGAAUAAAAUAAAUUUCUUUUAUAUUUUUUAUGGGUAACUAUACCUUCAUUUUACAUAUCAGUUUUUAUUUUUCCUUCGCCAUCAACAGAUACGAUAUCCAGCUCAUCUUCGCUUUCUUCUUUUUCGCCCUCCACAUCCAAGAAAUUUGAGUUCUCUAUGGGCUGAACAGAUGCUCCUACUGGCUCUUCAUAAAUUCUCUCAAUUAUUUCGUUUUAACGCCCCAGAUGUUUCAAUUUGGACAGCUCAAUUUUUAGCUCACAAUCGAUCAGAAUUUCUUAUCCCCUCGUUGCGAUUGGCAAACGAAUAAAUUGCAAAAUGUAAACGUUUCCAAUCAAUUUUCCUUCACGGUUUAUAAAAAAUGAUUUAAACAGACCGGUUGUGAAUAUUUCUAGAGAUUUGACCCGAAUUCGUUUCUGCAUUGGAAAACUCCUUUGAAAUGUAAAGAAAAAGCUAAAUUUUGAAAACAGCGUUAUUCGCGGCCAGCCAGACAAACUAACUUCAACAUGAAGAUUCCAAUUCUGUGAUCAAUUUUUAGAGAAAAUGAAGAUAAUUAAUUGACAACGCUAGAUGGAAUCAACGUAUAGUAUUUUUCGAAGUGGUGUGCGUCCAUAUUAUCAGGGUUUCAAAUUGCAUUUUUCUUUCAAUCAGGUCUUAGCAAUCUUAAUCUAAAGCGUUUUUAAAAGGUCGUGCGGCACAAAACUGUAGAGGUUGGAAGAAUAUGCGAAGAAUGAAGGUAUAUAACGGUCUUACGAAAUGAAAGCGUUGCUCCUGUGCUCCGAAACAUGGAUCUUUCACACAUGCGAUGUUGUUUACUUUUCAAUAAAGCUUCCCCAUUCACUGCGAGUCCUGUUUUCACCUUGCAAACAUGGCUGACGCGACGCCAUUUCUGGGUGCCCCAUCUCGAUAAAGCCACCUUCUCGUCGUUAACAACACUUAUUGAAGCAACCAACCAAAGCAAGUUCGUUAGUAGUCACGUGUUCCUAAGGCAUGCAUGCUUUGACACCUCAAAUUCAACUCCCAAGUGAAUUUUCACUUGUUUCGUCUUGGUUCGAUUGGACAACAAAUUAACAAGGGAAAUAACAGAUGCAUGUUUAUUGCCAGUUUAAAGCAUUUUCAAAGCUCCAUGGGAUCAAGUACAACUUAAAUUCGAAGUGUCAGUUUGGAAGCUUUUUCGAUAACAUGGAUACGAAGGAAAAAAGUCAACAGCAUCUCUUUCCUUCGAAUGAAAAAACAAGCAAAACACGAUCAAAUAGCUUUCUGGAAAAUAUUCUUGGGGCACCUUACACAUCUAAGAAGAGCACCUUUUUAGGUGAUUUACUCAACGUAGAUGAAACAGCGCAAGCUCGUCAGCGAAGCCAUUCUAUUGCCGAAGAGUCGCCUUCACGAAGGCCUAAGCAAGAAAACGAACGCGAGAAAACGCGGGACACUCACUUGAUCAUGAAGUCAAGAAACGUUUCAUUGACUGAAGCACUUCUAGGUCGACGACAUAGCACUAACGCUGUAUCCAUGGUCAAUCUUAAUAUGGAUUGCGAUUCAAGUUUUGAAAGCAACAGUGGGAAUUCCGGGCAGUCCCUGGAUUAUCUGGAUACAUUCGAUGAUCCACAUUUCACUGUAUCUAAACCAGAUCCCGUUCUGGAUUUAAAAGAUUUCAAGCCGGAUUCUGAAUCUGAAGCUAGCGGUAUUCGCUUCAUAAUCGAAGAGGCUCCAACCAAUACAGCUCCUUCCCAUAAGAAGCCUAUGAUUGAUGCUUUUCUUGAUCGGGUGAACAAUCUUUCCUGGGUUCAUGGGAUGAUACCAAAAAAGAAAUUCGCUCCAGGAUGCCAAGAUAGCACCCAAGGCAGGAAAGAUAGCGGAGCUUCAUUUUGCGACGAUCUGCUGGUAGACAGAAUUUAUAAACAUCUCAAUGAUAAAUAAUGACUUUAAGACGAAACUGCAAAGAAAUAUAAGGACUAAAGAAUUGAAAUUGCAGAUGUCACCAAGAGACUUACAAUUCACGGUUUUUAUUUUCAUGUUCAUCCUUUACAGGCUAGAGAAGGACUUUAUUUGGCGACAUCACAAGCUUCAUUUUGAAUAGUGUUUUCAUAAGUAAAAAUUUGACUAGCACACAAUUUUGUAAGGUAAAUUUCGAGAUAAGAAAUCCAUGCUAUCGUAAUCUUUAUUCAUAAAAUUGCCAAUAAGAAAUGUUGGUUUUAAUUGUUAGUUGGAUUAAUUACUUGUCUUAAUUGUAGUUGACUUAUAACAAUAUAAUUAAUUGUCUUAAUUCAUUCUUGAAGCAGUGAAAUUCAAUAAACAUCCUUCGUGUUUCGGUUGUAUGUUGUAUUAAUCAAUGUUAUGUUUGGUUAAAUUGAAUUUUUUAUAUUCAAUAAAUGAAGUAAAUCUUC
Rhopilema esculentum is the source of this 6236-nucleotide messenger RNA. RefSeq names its product synaptic vesicle 2-related protein-like. Gene Ontology annotation, molecular function: transmembrane transporter activity. NCBI's taxonomy places the organism in Eukaryota, Metazoa, Cnidaria, Scyphozoa, Rhizostomeae, Rhizostomatidae. Gene Ontology annotation, cellular component: membrane. Gene Ontology annotation, biological process: transmembrane transport. The record is from RefSeq and is a predicted model, not a curated record.